CGCCGUCGUGCUUUUGCUUGCCUGCUCACCAUGCUGCUGCGGUAGCACCACCUCAUCGCCAUCGCCGUCUCACACCGCCCCAGGAUCGACAUGGAGGCUCAGUCGGCGAAGUCCUUUGAGCCUGCGGUGGUGCAGCAAUCCCCAUUGUCGACAGUGGCGCAGCCGUCCAGCAGUCAGGGCAUCGAAGCCCUCCGAGACAUUGCCUAUGGCUCCUUCGCUGGUAUCGUGGGCAAGAUUGUGGAAUACCCCUUCGACACGGUCAAAGUACGUCUGCAGUCGCAGCCUGACCAUCUCCCUCUGCGAUAUACGGGCCCGCUGGAUUGUUUCAAGCAGAGUCUGGCGCAAGAUGGUGUGCGCGGUCUAUAUCGUGGUGUGAGUGCGCCCUUGGUUGGUGCGGCAGCCGAGAACGCCUCGCUCUUUUGGGCAUAUCGGCUCGCACAAGAUGUGCUCAAGGCCACCGUGAUACCUGGGACUGUCGAUGGGGAGAAGCUGCCCCUCAGCGCACUCGUCGCAGCUGGAGCAAUGUCUGGCUGCGUAACGUCUGUCGUCCUCACGCCCAUUGAGCUUGUGAAAUGCCGCAUGCAGGUGCCGUCGCAAUCCGCACUCGAUCCUACGCUCCGAGCAGCGCAGGGCCCUCUUGCAAUCAUCUCUCAUGUAUGGAAGACAGAAGGCUUGGCAGGUUUCUGGCGCGGACAAUUGGGUACCUUGCUGCGUGAGACGGGAGGAGGUGCGGCGUGGUUUGGCAGUUACGAGACCCUCUCGUUGUACUUCAGGAAGCGUUUGCAGAAUCCCGAGAAGGACAGUCUGCCGAUUUGGCAGCAAAUGUUAUCCGGGGCUAUUGCAGGCAUGGCAUACAAUUUUGUCUUUUUUCCUGCAGACACGAUCAAAAGCAAGAUCCAAACCGGAGAAGUGACGAACGUAAAGGCGAAGUUCUCGCAGGUAGGAAAAGAUCUGUUCAGGGCGCAUGGGUUCAAGGGACUGUACCGUGGCUGCGGUAUCACCGUUGCAAGAAGUGCGCCCAGCUCGGCGCUUAUUUUCACAAUUUACGAAUACUUGCGGAAGACGUUUGGUUGAAAGCUCGUUGAGACAGAGUUGCAUAGACGAUAGAAGCUUGCAAGCAUAGCGCGGCGUUGGGGCUGCGGAUUCGUGAUAGAUGAAUCCGGCCUGUUGCUGUGCAGGAUCGUGGCCUUCACGAAAAGGGCUGCAUUAGAAACUAGCAUAUCGAACGUGACAGACUAAGAUAUCGUCUGUCUACAAUUCUUG
This is a messenger RNA of Sphaerulina musiva SO2202, 1263 nucleotides long. RefSeq names its product mitochondrial ornithine carrier protein AmcA/Ort1. The transcript has a single exon. Gene Ontology annotation, biological process: mitochondrial L-ornithine transmembrane transport. Gene Ontology annotation, molecular function: L-ornithine transmembrane transporter activity. Bases 91 to 1074 code for a protein of 327 amino acids. The record is from RefSeq and is a predicted model, not a curated record. Lineage: Eukaryota; Fungi; Ascomycota; Dothideomycetes; Mycosphaerellales; Mycosphaerellaceae.